AGAUCAGUUUUGUAAGUACUGACAUUUUAACAAUACUAAGUCUUUCAGUUCAUGAACAGGGGAUGUCUUUCCAUUUAUUUAGGUUGUCUUUAAGUUGUUUCAAAAGUGUUUAGUAGUUUUCAGUGUGUAAGUCUUAUAUUUUCUUGGUUAAGUUUAAUCCUACGUAUUUCAUUAUUUUUGAUGUUACUGUAAAUAGAAUUGUUUUAUUAAGUUUAUUUUUCCUUGUUUGUUUUUUUCCACAGUACUUGUUAGUUGUUUAUUUAUCAAGAGAAACUAUUCCAUAGUCCAAUAUUCAUGUUUCAUAGUUCAGGAAUACAGCAAACUUUUAGGAAGCUGGAACCCCCAGGGUUAUAAUGAAUGUUGCAACAAUACGAAAUUACAGAUGCUUGGCCAGAAGGCCUUGCAUCUGAAGUUUUAGCAAAGCACUGGAAGUCACGGUAUUCUCUUAAACCAAAUGACCAAAUCUUGGCUGAAGACAAACACAAGGAAUUGUUUGAUGAACUUGUAAAAAAAUUCAAAGUCGAAUAUCAUGCUGGUGGUUCUACCCAGAAUUCUAUUAAAGUGGCACAGUGGAUGAUUCAGCAGCCACACAAAGCAGCAACAUUUUUUGGAUGCAUUGGGAUAGAUAGAUUUGGAGAGAUCUUGAAGAAGAAAGCUGCUGAAGCCCAUGUGGAUGCUCAUUACUAUGAGCAAAAUGAGCAAACAACAGGAACUUGUGCUGUGUGCAUCACUGGUGACAACAGGUCCCUUGUAGCUAAUCUUGCUGCUGCCAAUUGUUAUAAAAAGGAAAAACAUCUUGAUAUGGAGAAAAACUGGACAUUGGUACAAAAAGCAAGAGUUUAUUAUAUAGCAGGCUUUUUUCUUACAGUUUCCCCAGAGUCGGUAUUAAAAGUGGCUAACCACGCUUCUGAAAACAACAGAAUUUUUACUUUGAAUCUGUCUGCACCAUUUAUUAGUCAGUUCUACAAGGAAUCAUUGAUGAAAGUUAUGCCUUACGUUGACAUACUUUUUGGAAAUGAGACGGAAGCUGCCACUUUUGCUAGAGAGCAAGGCUUUGAGACUGAAGACAUUAAAGAAAUAGCCAAAAAGACACAAGCUCUGCCAAAGGUGAAUCCGAAGAGGCAGCGAAUCGUGAUUUUCACUCAAGGAAGAGAGGAUACUAUAAUGGCUACAGAAAAUGAAGUCACCGCGUUUGCUGUCUUGGAUCAAAACCAGGAAGAAAUUGUUGAUACCAAUGGAGCUGGAGAUGCAUUUGUUGGAGGUUUUCUGUCUCAGCUGGUCUCUGACAAGCCCCUGACUGAAUGCAUCCGUGCUGGUCACUACGCAGCAAGCGUCAUAAUUAGGCGGACUGGCUGCACUUUUCCUGAGAAGCCAGAUUUCCACUGAUAGAAAUGCAGGAAAUCCAAGCCCAGUGGAACAGAUACUGCCCUGAUUGCUUCCUGAGAAUUCCCAUAUUAAUAAAGAAGAAAAUUAUCUGCCAUCUUUUCCUACUAUAAUAAUAUUCAUUCUUAAUUUGGAGGGUACAGUAAUUCUCAGUAGAAUCUUUAUUCUCUCAACAACCUAAAAAAUAAUGUCUAUUUCCAUAGUUUGAUAGUGCCACUUAAAUGUUGAUUAAACAGGAAUAUAACAUUUCAA
This is a messenger RNA of Panthera uncia (snow leopard), 1635 nucleotides long. RefSeq names its product adenosine kinase (gene ADK). The record is from RefSeq and is a predicted model, not a curated record. The transcript has 11 exons. Gene Ontology annotation, cellular component: cytosol; nucleus. Gene Ontology annotation, molecular function: adenosine kinase activity. Bases 358 to 1386 code for a protein of 342 amino acids. Gene Ontology annotation, biological process: purine ribonucleoside salvage. Lineage: Eukaryota; Metazoa; Chordata; Mammalia; Carnivora; Felidae.